GAAAUGUCAGGAAUUGUGUCAAAUUGAGUUUAAAUGUAUUUGGCUAAAGUGUAUGUAAACUUCCGACUUCAACUGUAUACUAGUACUACAAUCUACUGCUGUAGAAGUAGUAGGCCUACUGUAAUUCUUCUACAAUCUGCUAUACUGUACAUUGAAAUGUGAUGAGUGGAGGAUAUUUAGUCUGAAGCAUAUUUUUAUCCUAUGAUCAUUAGGACCGACCCAUCAGCCAUUCAGUAUCCUACUAUCCCUGGAAUCCAAGUUUCCUCCCUGGUCAAUGGAAUAUUUACGUUUUAACACAUGGGAUUAUUGCUGUUUCCUGUUGUAAAAUUAGCAAUGAGUUAUCACCUGUACUUGUUUAACAAGUUAUCACAAUGAUGACUGAACUGUUAAUUCAUCAAUUUACGCAGCAUUCCUUGGCCCAGUUCCAAUGUUAUCAACUCGGAUCCAUUUUCUUUCAGUGCUUGUGAGUUCCUUGUUGGGCCUGAAAUGUUUGUUAGUUGAAUUGUUUCUCUGUAAAUAACUGACAAAUUGCAUCACCCUCAAGAUAAACAUUUACUGUAAACUCCAUAUGAUUUUGUCUUGUACUCACACAUUUCUAAAUUCUUACAGGUGGAAAAUCUGUACCAUUACUUGGGUGGCAAUUGGCAUUGAAUUCCCUUUGAGCUUUUGUUUCCUGUGAGAAAACCUCAAUCUGCAUGGUGCUGUCUCUCUACUGGCGGGCCAGCCUUUCUUCUUGAAUGGGUGCCAGCCAAUGAGCUUCCUCCUGAGCAGGCGUCACUCCCUUUUCACCGGCUGCUGCAGUCAAUCAGCUUAUUCAGCACAGAGAGGAUAUGUGCUGUGUGUGCUCAGGCCUUUCCACACUGCUAAAAGCCUACAACCUCCCUAUCUGCCUCCCACUUUACCCCAACAAACAUCCCAUGCCGCUGACCCUCCCAUCCCCCAUUCCCCCACAAGCCUCCACUCACACCCAUGCCACAGCUCUGUUAGUGAGUGAGUCAGUGGAGAAAGUUACAGCAGUCUCUAUGUUGGUGUGUUUGCCAGGCACUCGACAGCAACAACCGCAGCACAAUCCUUUGGCCCGCCAGCCCCGCUGAGUCUGAUCCCAGGCCUCUUCUCAAGACAGCCUCGGCAUGGAAAGCCCAGUGAGGGCUGAGCCAGCUACCCCAACCCUGGCUCCCCCAGCUCCCCGAAACCAUACUCCUUCUCUAAGUCCCAGAGCUGAGGCCAAAGAGAAGAGGUCGGAGGUGAGCGAGGGAACAGCGGAUGAGUGUGAGGCAGUGGACACAGAGGAGGACCCUAUAUGUCUCUCGCUGUUAUCAAAGAUGACUGUGUUUGUGGAGGCGCCAGCAGAGGAUGCAUCAGAGAAGGCUGCGGCUGAGGAGGCUGCAGCCAAGGAGAGGGCUGAGCGAGAGGCUCAGAGGCAGCUCCUGGCCACAGAGGAGCUGAUCUACACAGAGAGGAACUACCUGAGACUCCUCCAGGUCUGCACCUGCACCAUCAGGAGCAACCUGCAGAAACUACAGCCUCAGCUGCCUAACCUGGACAGCAUGUUCCUGUACAUAGAGGAGGUGAUUGAUGUGUCGGGACGCCUCCUCAGCCUCCUGGACCAGAAGCAGGUCACGCCCCAUGAUCCUCUCUUCCUGGAGACCCUGUGUGACGCCUUCCUCAGUCUAUCAACAGACAUCGAGUCGGCUUACAAGGAGUACCUGUCCAACUACAACACCGUCACAGCAUUAGAGAACAGCUACAAACAGAAAGAACCCCUGUGGACUGAGAUGGUGAAAGUCAUCAAGUCCUCAGCGCCAGAGGUGAAUGCUACCUCUCUGAGCUUCUUCCUGGUGAUGCCAGUCCAAAGGAUCGCUCGCUACCCUCUUCUCCUCCAGACCAUCAUGAAACAUACAGACCCUGGGCACCCGGCCUACUCUCUCCUGGAGCAGACUGCCCACGCCGCCGUAGCCGUCAACUGCAGGAUCAAUGAGUACAAACGCUUCCGAGAAGUUGCCGACAAAUACAAGAAGACGGAAACCUUGACGAUAAGGGAUAAGAUAAAUCGUCUGAAUAGCCACAGCAUCGCAAAGAAGACUGCCAGACUGAGUCAGUUCAUCAAGCAUGAGACGGGGAUUGCACCAAAGUUGGUUGAUGAGGAGUUUGAUGCCUUGGAGGGCUUUUUCUAUCUCCUUGAAAAUGGCAUCGCCGUGCUACAUGAAAAUGUGGAGACGUAUCUCAGCCAUCUGCAGAGAUUCCUUAGCUGUCGACCGGAGGAGUUUGACCUUGACAUGGACGGCGAGAAGCCUGCUAUAUGCUACAAGGAAAUCACAGCAGCAUUGAGACAAUGGAUACUUCCUACAUUUGAGAAGAGGAUGAGGACCUUGGUCCACAAGCCGCUCUGUGCCCUUCGAGAACUGCUGGUGGGGCCUCGUAACCUGAUCCGUAAGCGCCUGGACAAGCUGCUUGACUACGAGCUGAUCGAAGAGAAGCCCAGUCUGAGCUACGAUGAGCAGGCGGUGGCAAACACCUAUAAGACCAUCAACACGUUGCUCCUCAACGAGCUGCCCCAGUUCAAUGGCCUGGCCCUCACCCUGCUCUGGGGCAUGCUUGGGGCCUUCAGCUGCCUGCACAAGGACCUGGCUGCAGACAUGGAGCAGCUCUUCCAGGGCUUUGCCCAACAGCUCCCUCACAGUUCCCUGGAGCCUAAUGCAUUCUGGGAGUGGGCAGAGUGUUCGGUGCUGGAGGGUGCGAGGAUGCUGGAGACUCUGUGUCGGAAUGUGGAGGACCAACUCAAUGCUCCCAUUGUCCAGCCUCUCAGCCCUGGGUCUCAGAAGUGUCUGAAGGUCCUGACAGACAAGCAUGGCUCAGCCAAGAUCUACCAGCUGACGGGUCAUGUGGUGGGGACUAGAGACCUGGACCUGAGCCUGAACAGAGGAGAGCUGGUGGCCAUCAUCAGUGAGAUGGACACACGGGGGGACAGACGCCGCUGGCUGGUCGACGCAGGGGGUCCAAGAGGAUACGUCCCCUCCUCCAAACUGGUGCGUUACCACCAGGUAACCAUGGACCCUCCCCCGUCCCCUCAUCUGACAGUCACUACCAUGGAUUGUGCUGGAGGUGUCAGGCGACACUCCUACACCCCUGACGUCAGGCGACACUCCUUCUCCCCUGAUAUACCCCAGCCCGUGAGGACUCUGUCGAUGACCAUGCCCUGCUUCCAGGUGUUUGCAGGCUAUGACUUCACGGCGAGGAGCAGUCACGAGGUCUCUCUGAGGGUGGGGGAACCAAUCAGAGUGCUGGAACCCCACGACAAGAGGGGUAGCCGCGACUGGAGCCUGGUGGAGGUGCGGGAACAGAGGGGGUAUGUUCCCUCCAACUACCUGGCAGUGGUGCCUACAUCUACGUCGCCCACCACCCCCUACCACUAGGGUUGCCCCGGGCAACCAGCCAGUCCGUGCUAGACGCCACUCAACUAUCGCUGCCCACGCACCUCUGCUCAGCAGGAGAAGCACUCUCACUGCCUACAUCUACAGGAGGGCGAGAAAGAGAUGUGUGUGUGUGUGUGUGUGUGAUGGAUUAGAUGACAGGUGUGUGUGUGAAGUGGUGCACCAGGCAUUUGCAUGUAGAGUGCUCCAAGCCCUCGACUGCAGCACUUAUUAGAAGCAUGUAAGUGGGAGGCUGCUUCCAUCACCAGGAACCAGGGGUGAGAUGCUGCUUUCUCCUACGGAAAAUGACUGACUGGCAGGCAGGUAGCAAUGCCUCAGCACAGCAUGAGGAUGAAGGAGAGCAGGCAGUCUGUGGCAAGGGAAUUGGUUCUUGUGAAUAUUUUACCUACCUGACAAAGCUUCUCCACUGAGCGGAUCUCUCGCUCAACUGGCGCUGGCAGUUAAACUGAUGGACAUAUGUACACGCCCCUGACUCCGUUUAUGUGAUGUACAGCUUGCACCGUCAACACUGAAUCCGCCACUGACAUUGACAGCAAUGCAAUUUAUGCUCAGGCAAAAUAGUUGUAUGAUUUCUAAGAAGAAAUGAGGUCGGCAUACUGAAACAUUAAUGCCAGAUUGAUCAAAUAAGAAAAGGGGGAGAGUGGAUCAGAGAAGUCCUGUUCAAAUGGAUGAAGCGUAGCUAGUUUGAUUCCAGAUAUCAAACGGCAGGAAACAUCUGUUAUUAAAGCAAUUGUAUCAUUCGGGUUGUUAUGGCUUUAAUGGCAUAGUACUUGUCGUGCUAGCGGCGCCUUCUCAUUGGUCCAAAUGUCAGAGCAGAGUGAGAAGGCAAGACGUUACCUGCUGCUGCUGCUGCUGCUGUAUCUGGGCUGUCUGGUCUAGACGGAGGCAGAACUCUGUGUCUUCUCUGAGUUGGCCACAAGGGGGCAUACCUCACCAACUCUCACCUUACAGAUGGCUUUUGUAGGCUUUAGCUUCAUUAUCUUUAUUAUUACCUCAGUCAGUAUUGAUGUUAAGCUUCUGGUGGAUGUUGCACAAUCUAAACAUGUUCAUAUCUUAACAGUGUUGUCGUGUAUAAUUAAUUUGACUGUCACGAUCUGCUUCAUAAUAUUAUCUAAUGAGAAUGUGUUUGCUCAGUAAGUCUACUGUCAGGGAUAAUCCUAUGCCGUGUUUAAAAAAUAAAAAAUAUUUUUCUAUUUAUUUACCCCUAGCAGGCAGAGCCGCACAUCAGGCUUUCAUGUGUUCUGAUGAAAUGAGCUAUGGAAGAUGAAAUGACUCAGUAUAGCCAAAAACAGUUUGAAAGGGAGCACAGCUCUGCUCUGUUGGUGCAGCAGUGUCAUUGUUAUGCUGAUUGCUGCAGAAUAGUCUGUGUGGCCUGGAUAAUACAGAAUUCAAGCUGGGUAUACAGCUUUUCAGAUAUUCACCUCCAUUUUACCAUGUUGGCUCAGGACAGGAUUUGUAUGCGGCUCUAAGAUGGUGCAGUUUCUGAAUUUUAGAUGCAUUUUAAGGAAAAGCCACAGACGGUGACCCAUUUUUUUUAGAAAGCUAUUAUAACAUAGCUUUCACUAAGAGAGCACCAGAAUGGAGGGUAAUCAAGUGUAAACGGACGUAAGGGCUUUUAGGGUUGCACUUAACCAAACAAUGCUACUGUGUGGCGCGUGCUGUCCUCCAUAUGACAUCUAAACGUGUGUGUGUGUGGCGUAUUCCGCAUUUGUGGUUGUCACCUUGAUGCUAAGGACGGGUUGUCAAAAGGGAUUUGAUGCAGUGACUCCCUGCAGCUACCGCUAUCCCUAGCAUGACAGAACCCUACGCAGCUCUAAAAAUACACUUUCUCUCAUUCAAUGGUUCUAUAAAUAGAGUACUGUCAUUAUAGGAUCCCCUGUUGGACCCUUGGCCUCCCCCUGCUGGCUACUGUGGAAACAAGUUUUUUUCCCUUCCUUCCUUCCUUCCUCUGGGUGGUAAAUCCCAUAACAGCGACUGUUAUACUACCUCCCUGCAUGGCUCCAGGGCCGCUCUUGGCUUAAAAUCCAUAGGGGAGUAUACAGACAACAAUUAGGUUGGUUGUUGUCUUUGAAAAUUGGGCUCCUGACUAGGAGGGUAAUCCAGUGCUUUGCAGGCAGGGCAGGGCUGAGACGAGGCGUCCAUGUUUUUGUCAGCCUCCAGUCAGAGUGUGGAUCAGCUGCUCCACUGUAACACUGUCUGCUUAUCUGGCUGCAGCCUCAGAUUUACGUGCUGGGCUGAAAUUAUUGUCAAUUUUUAGGGGGUCACUGUGGCAGUCAAGGGAAAGAGCAUCUGCAUCUGGGUGCCGGGGGGGUAUUUUUUUUCCCCGAGAGUCUCUCCCUCCGCCACCUCCCCUGACUUGUGAGGAAGUGUUGAAGCGCUGUGUGUAACGGGGGCUGAUCCGUCAAAGCCGCACUGGGCUUGGCCACAGAAAUAGCAGCAGUGGGCUUGUCCUGGUUGUUUUAAGCCAGGGCUGUAUUUGGUAACCGUCUGGCACCGCCCCUGAUGCCUUAGCUUGGCUUCUUUUAGGCCCUGUCUCUGGCAAAACCAAUUUAGUUUUAACAAUGGUUCAUCCCCUCUGCUGCUGGACUAGAAUGGGACAUUUUCCCUUGGCGUGUAGCUAAUGACUGGGGGUUUAGAAGAUAGUGGUGAGACUGAGGCGUUGACGGUGCAGGGUACGGCAAGGCAGGGAGGCAUGUGACACUCUGCAGCCAUGCAGCAAAAUUCUCCUGAAGCUCCCCUUGGGGAGCUGAGGAUGGAGCCACUGACAUGGCCCAAUCUCCAUGUGUGUCAGUGAGAGCGUGUGAGUGAGCCACGGCAGUCAAGCUUAACAGAUCUCCUUGUCGUCAGGAGGAUUGACUUGGCUGUUCCUAAUUCCAGGACAUCGGCUGUUUUUCUGCUUUCUCCUUCAUGCUUCCAGCCCUUCUUUGAAUAAGACAUACAGAGAGACAGAAGACCGAUAUACAGUGCAUUCGGAAAGUAUUCAGAACCCUUAACUUUGUUCCACAUUUUAUUACGUUACAGCCUUAUUCUAAAAUGGAUAGCAUUUUUGUGUGUAGAUUGAGGACGGGGGGGAAACAAAAUAAAUAAUUUUAGAAUAAGGCUGUAAUGUAACAAAAUGUGGAACAAGUCAAGGAGUCUGAAUACUUUACAUAUGACAUAAGAGAUACAAUUCAUGUUUCCCUUCAACUAGAUAUCAUUCCAUUCAUAAUUCUCCCACCACACUGACUUGAAACUGAAUUGUAUAUACCCUUUCUAUUUGAAGGAAGUUGUGUGGCCUGCAAUAGACUUAGCGUCCUGUCCAGGGAGUGCAUUUGUACCUCAAGCUGCCUCAUGCUCCAGAAACAGGAGACAGAACGGCCAAUAGGACAGGAGCCUGUCUCGAACAGGGCUAUUUACUUAUGUGGCCUUCAUAAAGGAGUUGCUUUGAUGUUCUGUAACUGGAUACUUGAAACAUUAUUUGUAACCAAAGAGUAUUCUAGGAUUGUUUACAUGUUGAUCUCAUCUGUGCUGUGUCGGGCAGUGCCCUUUCCCUUGGUGUAAAUCACAUUGGCCCCUUAGUACAAAAUAGACUGGACGGUCCUUUUGGGUCCUGGGGCCCAUUCAGACUGAGGGAGGAGCAUGGGUGGGGGUAAGGGGUGAUUGGGGUAGAGCGAGAGGCUGCGUUGGGGCCUCUGUGAGGAUUCUAACUGGAGGGGGACUGCGUUGAUCAUAGACUGUUCUAACCCAUCAGACUGUUCUAACCCCCCCUCCCUUCUUACUGCGUUGAUCAUAGACUGUUCUAACCCAUCAUAGACUGUUCUAACCCAUCAUAGACUGUUGUAACCCCCUCCCUUCUUACUUUUCCUGAAAUGAUGACGUUGCUUCGUCUUUUUCUCUCGUUCACUAUGCUCGAAAUGUGGCAUCGAGACGCUCCGUUUUUUUCUUUUGUUUCUGUUUGAACCCUUUGACGUACAGCCAUGGGCUGGCUACUGGCUCGUAUGGUGGGGCUGGCUACUGGCUCGUAUGGUGGGGCUGGCUACUGGCUCGUAUGGUGGGGCUGGCUACUGGCUCGUAUGGUGGGGCUGGCUACUGGCUCGUAUGGUGGGGCUGGCUACUGGCUCGUAUGGUGGGGCUGGCUACUGGCUCGUAUGGUGGGGCUGGCUACUGGCUCGUAUGGUGGGGCUGGCUACUGGCUCGUAUGGUGGGGUUGGCUACUGGCUCGUAUGGUGGGGCUGGCUACUGGCUCGUAUGGUGGGGCUGGCUACUGGCUCGUAUGGUGGGGCUGGCUACUGGCUCGUAUGGUGGGGCUGGCUACUGGCUCGUAUGGUGGGGCUGGAUACUGGCUCGUAUGGUGGGGCUGGCUACUGGCUCGUAUGGUGGGGCUGGCUACUGGCUCGUAUGGUGGGGCUGGCUACUGGCUCGUAUGGUGGGGCUGGCUACUGGCUCGUAUGGUGGGGCUGGCUACUGGCUCGCAUGGUGGGGCUGGCUACUGGCUCGCAUGGUGGGGCUGGCUACUGGCUCGCUGGCUACUGGCUCGCAUGGUGGGGCUGGCUACUGGCUCGCAUGGUGGGCGGGCGGCCGCUCAAGGUCAGUUUUGUUUUUCAGCAGAGAGGACCAGGCACCACCUCUCCCAGCCCAAUUAUGUGACGACCCUGACUGUGUUUUGAAACGGGCAACCGUGCGGUCCAUACGUAAGCCCCGCCCUCUCUCUUGUAAACAGUGCUUGCCUCGAAUGUCAGGGAUGUCAACCGCCAUCACGAGGGCGCAGGACUUGAGAGCUUGCUAUAGUUGUAGUGGGCGUGAAACGCAGAGCCAUGCCGAGGGGGAAGGACGGAGGGAAGGGGGUGUUUAUGUUCGACGUGAAAGAGGAGCUAGAUCCCCACCAUCCGACUAUGUGCCAUACCCCUUCUGGCAACCCGAUAAGGCACUUUAUAACACUUACAUGACACUUAGCUUAUAGGGUGUCACAUAUUAUAACACGUGAAGUGCACAUUUCUUUCAGCUGGACUGAAUUUCUAAGUUUAGCCGCUGCUGUGUCAAGCUAUUUAAUUUUUUAUUUCAAAUUUUUUUUGAAUAGAUGUGGUACUAAUAUUUUCAUCUCGCUCUUUAAACUGUCAUCUCAUGUUCUCUUGGUGCUGUGUUGUACAGUAUGGACUGCAGCUUCCGCCAAAUGGAGUGCUAUGUUGCUAGUGUAGGAACUAUCUGUUUAGUUUUGCAGUUGUACAUGUGUUGUACAUAUUUUGCAAAUAUGUUUAACAUUAAACAUUAUAUUAAACACCCCAA
Molecule: messenger RNA, 8693 nt
Organism: Oncorhynchus kisutch (coho salmon)
Lineage: Eukaryota; Metazoa; Chordata; Actinopteri; Salmoniformes; Salmonidae
Product: rho guanine nucleotide exchange factor 37
Exons: 13
Coding region: 1131-3413 (760 amino acids)
Cellular component (GO): cytoplasm
Molecular function (GO): protein binding; guanyl-nucleotide exchange factor activity
Source: RefSeq, a predicted model, not a curated record